AGAGGGCAGAGGGCUGAGGGGGCGGGGUAGGGCUGAGGUGGAAGCUAUGCGGUACAACGAAAGGGAGCUGCUGUCGCUCUCCCGGCAACCGGCCGAAAAGGCGGCAGAGAUUCUCAUGCGCGCCCCCAAGAAGGGAAGCGCCUUGAAGAAGCGCCUGGUGAAGUUAGUGGUCAAUUUUCUCUUUUACUUCCGAACAGACGAGGCUGAGCCCAUUGGUGCUUUAUUGUUGGAACACUGCAAGAUCACCAAAGAAGAAGAACAUGUCUUUUCCAUCAGCUUCCUUGAAGAGCCAGAGAGGAAAUACUACUUCGAAUGCGAUACAGAAGAGCAGUGCCAGGAGUGGAUCGAGGUCCUUCGCAGGGCCAGUUAUGAAUUCAUGAGAAGCAGCUUGAUCUUUUAUCGGAAUGAGAUCCAGAAGAUGACCGGGAAGGACCCCUUGGAACAAUACGGCAUCUCAGAGGAAGCCCGUUUCCAGCUGGGGACGAGGAAACCUUAACCCGCAUAAGGUGAACAGGGGUGACUCCCUCCUCCCACACAGAGCAUCUCCACCACUGAAAUGUCAACAGAGUAAAUUCUCUCUCUUUUUAACGAACUUAAGGGGGAGUGGGAAUCCGUUUCUUUUUAUUUUUUUACACACUGUCCAUAUAUGCUCUCUCUCUUCUACUGCUUGCGAGCUCAUGUUUGCUACUACCAGAAGCCACAGCUAUAAAGAAAAGAUUAUUGACAGGCAGGGUCAGUUUUUUGGUUGGGUUAGCUGAACCAGUUCUCCCUCUGUUGUUACAUACACAAGUGCAGAACAAUCUGGUUGUGAAAAUAAAGGAAAUGGGAAAGGGAGCUCCACAUUUGAGUCCUUAAUUUUAAUUCUCUUUUCGAUCCCCCUUGGUAAGGCAGUGAGGUUUUAGUAGCAGAUGGCAGGACUUGUAGUCUGUCGGCAGAGAUGAAUUUAAUAGGUACCCCAGCUCUGCAAUGUUCACCCUCCAAAAUCCUUCCAACCUCCUGUCACAGCUGGUCUUCCUACCAUCUCCCUGCACUGGGUCUCUUUAAGCGUUUGAUCGACUCCAUUGGAAGAAGAGAGUACAAAUUUACCUGCCUGCAGGGUGAAGACUGCAUCCAGUCAUGAAACCUGCCUAGGUCAGCGAUUUCUCCCAGAUACAAAAUGGAUAGGCAGUCCUUAACCUAUUCUAGAAGUGAAGUGUUUCAAGUGCAAGGCUGGAGUAUUACUCGCUAGCAAACACAGUGAGCACUGUGCCUUUCUGAACACAGGGGUGUCAAUGCUAAUCACUGCCUGGGAUAGAUAGGGCCAGGCUUGCUGAAGUGAAACAACUGAUUCCACAGGAGACCUCCAGCCUUUGAUGCAGCCAACAGAUCAUCUGGCAUUGUUGGCAGCCUUUACAGUCUAGUUACUGCCUGCAAGAAUCAAAGGGGGACAUAGACACUCCCUUCAAUCUUCCAUGCAUUGUUUAGGUCACAAGCAUAGUGGUUCAUAGCAGCUGUGAAGAUGCACUCCUGGUGUCUGUAAAAUUUCUCCCUCUAUCCACAUCAUCAUGGUGCAAUUUGUUCUCGGUGUUACUCUAUCUUUCUGUUGCUUCUCCCUGUAUCUCUUUCCUGCCCAAGUUUGGGGACUGGCAGCUGAAUGUAUUUUAAAACCUGUGAAAUUUCUUGGGGCAUUUUGAAAGUUUGCUUAAUUUCAAGAAAAUGGGGAAACGCUUCUCAAAUGGGGUGCCGGUGGUUAUUUAGAAAAGUUUUUAGAGCCUUUAGAAAUUCAAGACGUACUGUACUACCUUUUACAUCCUCAGAUCUCCCUUCUCCCCUACCAUUCCAUUUCUGUAUAAUAAAAAAAGCAAUUACUUUUCCA
This is a messenger RNA of Candoia aspera, 1855 nucleotides long. It is a transcript of the gene PLEKHJ1, whose product is annotated as pleckstrin homology domain containing J1. Gene Ontology annotation, biological process: endosome organization; receptor recycling; retrograde transport, endosome to Golgi. NCBI's taxonomy places the organism in Eukaryota, Metazoa, Chordata, Lepidosauria, Squamata, Candoiidae. The transcript has 6 exons. Bases 47 to 496 code for a protein of 149 amino acids. The record is from RefSeq and is a predicted model, not a curated record. Gene Ontology annotation, cellular component: trans-Golgi network; recycling endosome; early endosome.